Photinus pyralis (common eastern firefly) is the source of this 3847-nucleotide messenger RNA. RefSeq names its product DNA polymerase beta-like. Lineage: Eukaryota; Metazoa; Arthropoda; Insecta; Coleoptera; Lampyridae. The record is from RefSeq and is a predicted model, not a curated record. The coding region runs from base 2756 to 3748 and encodes 330 amino acids. Gene Ontology annotation, biological process: double-strand break repair via nonhomologous end joining. The transcript has 7 exons. Gene Ontology annotation, molecular function: DNA-directed DNA polymerase activity; DNA binding. Gene Ontology annotation, cellular component: nucleus.
UGUACUGUCUUCUGAAUUAGUUUGUAUCCAUAUCACGAGUUGCGCAUUUAACAGCGUAGGCCCUAAAAGGGAUCCCUGGGGCACCCCGCUUUAAAUCGACCACUGUAGAUCUUCUAAUCAAGACUUACCCAUAUGAAAUAUAUAGUGUAGCGAAUAUUCUAGAAAUCCCGAUAGUCAUCGGUGAUAAGAAACCAGAACGGAUGUGACGCAUUCUUUCCGGGAAAUAUGACGUGUUUGUUCGAGAAGAUUCGGGAGUGUUCGAGAACUUUCGAGAAAGAUGGGCGUUUGCUAUAUAAGCAAAUUAAAUUGUGCUUCAGGGAGUUCUAACAGCGUUGCCGAAGUGUUAUGUUAUAAAUUGGUUCCACUCCAGCGGCAGAACUUCCAAGGGGGGUCUCGCACCACAUCUGCGACGAAAGUGAGUUCUCUUGGAAAAGGGCUUCACUGGAGCAGCGGGACCUAGUUCUGUUGAAACGGAGGGGGGCUCAAUCCCUCGCUAUUGAUUUCCAAGGCGUAAGAGGUCAGGUGGAGGACUCUCUUUAUUGUAAGAGAGACCGCCAACUGAACCAUACGAUUUAUGUCGAUAGACGAAUCGAGUCUUAUCUAAUGACUGAUAUCUGUUUCAGGGAUUUCGUAGCUCUAAGACUUCUGCUGAAACGUGACAUAUGGGGACAGCGAGCAGGUACCUACUUGAGUUCUGAACCUGGUUGCGAAGGAAAGGGGGUAGGCACAAUGGGUCUUAGGUGGGCCUAAGUGCUGCUGAAUAGAAUAGAAAGCAUGAACUAUUGCAAACAAAUCCGCCAUUUUGUUUAAUUACUCCACGGGGGUGCGAGUAACAGUUUGCAAUCAGUACGAGUGACGGUGCGCCACUUACAACCCCACAAUCUUCUCAAUAUCCCAUCGAGAUUGAGCACAAGAUUGUGUUUUGUAUUUUGUGUAGCGAAUUUUCUAGAGCGAUAUCAGAGCGCCGUCAAGUUGAGGUAUUAGUCACCAGCGAUAAGAAAAAAAGCGGAUGUGACACGUUCUUUCCAGGAAGUAUGACUCUCGAAGCUUUUCGUUUGCUAUAUAAGCAAAAUGAAUUAUGUUUAAUGGAAGUUGCAAUAUCGAUGCCGAAGUGAUAAAUUGUGAAACUGGCGCUCGUGUCGUAAAUUUCAGUACAAGUGAUAAAUGAUAAGUAACUCAUGGUGAAACGCGAGUUAGUGCCAAUGCGUCCGCUAGUCCGGUGUGUACAGUUCGGUUUAACCCCUUCGCAGACCUACCUACCCUGUAUGCAAGAAAUUCUCAGAUUCUGGAUAAGUGCUACUUUCUCAAAACUCGAACAUCGAAAAGGCCGCGAUCACAACCCCUUUUGGGCCAUCAUCUGAGUUCCCGAUGAUGACGUUUGGAUCCAGGAAUGCGACGCAAACUUUCCAAUGCUUUAUCAAUCAAGAUUCUCAAGGAUCCACCAUUUGCUUAUCUCGACGACGUCCUAGUAGCCUUGUCUGAUAUAUGGAGCCACUCACAGGGCUCAAGUGGAGGAAGUACUCCAACGAUUUGAACAACACGACCUCACAAUUAACGUGGCUAAAUGUGAGUGUGGUGUUUUUGGCAAUGUACAUCUCAAGCGAAGGUGCGACACCCGAAUAUUCUUUGCAUAUCUUGCAUCAGGAGAAUAUAAUGUGCGAGGCAUUCAUGUUCUUAAUACACGGCAUAUCGUUUAACAAACGAAAUGAAAAAUACCAUUCCGAAAUACAUUGUUAAUUAGCCGGACGUUCUCCAGUCCAGAAGGUAUCUAAGGUCCUGGAUACGGUAACCUUAAACUAAAGCUGUAUUUUACAAUGAAUGAAGUACUACUUUUAUACCUAAAAACAGUGACACUGUUGUAAAAUGACAGCAUUGUAUUUAAGUUAAUGGUUAGAGAAGGACGGCUAAUGUAUUUCCAGCAGUGACUCUAUAUUGACCAACGGGACUAUGCUUGCGCUUGAAUCUUGAUAUACACUACACAAUAUCGUACUAAAUGGAAUUUUUUCUGUGGCGACAUCUAUCUAAACGAAGUUUGGCAGAUGAGAUCUGUAAACUGUAUAUGUCAUUUUUUUAAAUUAUAAGUGCAUAAUUGACGACCUAUAAUAAAAACGAUUUUUAAUUCAUAAUAAGUGUCUAACGAACUAUUUGAAAGACAAUUUUGUAUUGUAAUUGAUACGUGAUUGUGACAAAACGUAUAUUCCCCGUACAUCCAGAAUGUUCAAUACCGAAAAUAAGGAAAAUAUUAAUAGCCUGUUCACAGUAUAUUCUUUUCUGAAUAUCCUUGGAAUACAUGCGAGACGAACGUAUAUAUUCAUAGAAAAUUCUACGGAUCUAGCAAGUCCAAUAAUAUCCAAUGUUAUCUGGAUAUAUUUUGAAAUUACCGUACUUAAAGGCGAGGCCGAGUUCAUGAAUCUUUCUAAAACGUUGCCAGGUUAAUUUUAUUUCCGUGUUGUUACAGUGUGAAGUUGGCGCGGGGUUAGCAGAGUAGAUGAUGGUGGUUACUGCGGACGAUGUGCAGAAGAACCGUAGCGGAUAAUGGGAAGAUUAUAUAAUGACUUUAUAUCUAUGAUCUGAAUUUCCAUAGAAAUGAUUUGUGUCAGUUCUACAAAGAUAUUGAUAUAUAAAGGUACAUUCAUUACUUAUUUUGAGGUUGUGGGUGACCUGUCUAGUUAUCGCUUUGAUGUAAGAUACGCCACUGGAGUACGUGACCGCCAUCUAUUAUCCAAUGUGAUCAACACUUGGAAUUUCUUUAAAAAUGAGUAAAAGGAAGAAUCCUUCCGACGAAAGCAACCCAAAUCACGAAUUUUGCGAAUUUUUAUCAGAGCUUGCCGAAUACGAGAAGAACGUCAACCGGAACAUUUACAAGUACAGUGCCUAUCGGAAAGCCGCCAGUGCCCUUUCGUCACAUCCAAUACGAAUAACAUCAGGAAAAGAGGCCCGAGCCUUACACGGUGUCGGUGAUAAAAUCGCGAAGAAAAUCGACGAGUUCCUACAAACUGGAAAAUUGCAAAAAUUAGAGAAUAUCCAUAAUGACGCCUCGAGUGUAGCCAUCAAUCUACUAACUCGCGUCUCCGGAAUCGGGCCGGCCAAAGCGAGACAGCUGGUCGACGACGGCAUAGCGACCCUAGAUGACCUAAAGAAGAACGUCGAUAAACUGAACCACCACCAGACGAUCGGACUGAAACACUUCGAGGACUUCGAGAGGAAAAUUCCCCGUUCCGAAAUUGAAUCGAUCGAGAAGAUUUUACGAGAGGAAAUUUGCAAGUCGGACGCCGAGUAUAAGAUAACAAUUUGCGGAAGUUACAGACGCGGUAAGUCGGAGAGCGGCGACAUUGAUACGUUGAUUACGCAUCCGUCGUUUACGAGUAAAAGUUCUAAAAGCGAUCUGCUAGAGGGCGUCGUGCGAACGCUGGAGAAGUGCGGGCUGAUUACCGAACGGCUUUCUCUCGGGAACACUAAAUUUAUGGGCGCAUGCAAACUCGAAAACCUUCCGACGAGACGUCUCGACAUUCGUCUGACUCCGUGCGAUCAGUACUACUGCAGCGUGCUUUACUUUACCGGCUCCGACAUGUUUAAUAAGGACAUGCGGGCGCACGCGCUCGAGGCCGGAUUUACGUUGAACGAGUACACGCUGCGACCGGUUGGUACGACCGGUGUUCCGGGGGAGCCUCUGGAGAUUAAUUCCGAGGAGGACAUUUUCGAUUUCAUCGGGUAUCCGUAUAAGACGCCAGACGAACGCAGUAAAUAAUGCGGAGUCUUUUCGGGAAAAAUUGUCUUUCUUUUUCUAUGUAUUAUACUUUUAGUGUUAGAGGGAAAUAAAAACAAAGCGGCCGUCUUUAAAGUCUCA